Molecule: messenger RNA, 445 nt
Organism: Zea mays
Lineage: Eukaryota; Viridiplantae; Streptophyta; Magnoliopsida; Poales; Poaceae
Product: calcium-transporting ATPase 9, plasma membrane-type
Exons: 4
Coding region: 79-327 (82 amino acids)
Cellular component (GO): intracellular membrane-bounded organelle; plasma membrane
Molecular function (GO): P-type calcium transporter activity
Source: RefSeq, a predicted model, not a curated record
CAGAUCUUCAAUGAGUUCAAUGCACGAAAACCCGAGGAAAAGAAUGUCUUCAAAGGGGCCACGAAGAAUCACCUGUUCAUGGGAAUAAUCGGUAUAACGACAGUAUUUCAGAUACUGAUAAUUCAGUUCCUGGGGAAGUUCUUCAAAAUAGUGAGGCUUGGUUGGAGACUAUGGUUGGUUUCAAUUGCUAUCGGCCUUGUGAGUUGGCCCCUGGCUUAUGUGGGUAAAUUUAUUCCUGUGCCCGUAAGACCUCUCCCGGACUAUUUCAAGCCCCGCUGUUGUCGGAAACCGCCGCGCCGAGACGAGGAGGAAGGUGGGCAAAGUUAAAGCGCAACGAAGAGUGGGCAAUGUAAAUAGACACGUGAUAAAAAAUGGAGAUAAAUUGCACUGGUUGAUUCCAUGGUAGCAACAUCCUGGGGAUGUACGUAUAAGAUGGCAGGUAGUC